AAGGUCGAUAGCGUAACGGUCGGGAUAACAGGCGUGGUCGCUUGAACACGAGCGUCUGACCUUUAAAAGGUCCAGAGCCCUCGGAGCCUUUGCCUGGCUGCCGAGUCCUCGUGGUGGGCACGUCAGUGGCCGUGACGAUCAUCUGAGGGGUGUCCACCUUCUCUAACAACCAAACGUUCCACAGCCAACCUCAUCUCUCGUCCUGCACCAUUCACAAGUCACUCGAUUGUAUAUGAUUGUGCCACUGGCGCGUCGCCAUGCCCCGGUUCAACAUGUCGCGAUCUUUACCAAGCCUGUUGGUCCUGGCACUGCAUACCCUCGCUGUGCGAGCGGCAUGCUAUAAUCGAGAUGGCAGCCCAGCAAGCAGCGGAUACAAACAGUGUCCCGGUCAGAAUUUCUGCUGCAACGAUGAUCAGAAGUGUACAGCCAGCGGCGUCUGUCAAGCAGCGGGCAACAAUCUUCCAGACACAAGUUCACCGUUCACAUAUCUCUACACAAGCCCGGCAUGCGUAAAUGCAGAUUUCUCUGGUUGCCAAACACAAUGCACAUCAAAAUCUGUCGCCAAAGUCGCUCCCAUUUGGGCAUGUAAUUCGGGAUUGACCAACUACUGCUGUCACGUCUCUAACGCUCCGUUCGUUGACCCUCAAAGUUGUUGUAAGGAUACGGGCGCACUCUUCCAGUUGCCUCAAGCUGUAGUCAUCCCUUGGGAUAGCGGCGUAUUUGUCGCAUCGGUAGCUCCAGCAUCAUCCCCGAACGCAUCCCCCACAUCAAAUGCCGCGACAUCAGCAAAUACAUCACCAUCCUCGACAAAUUCUCUAUCAGCCUCAACCACCACGGCUGCAGCAUCCUCAGCGAACACCGCCACCACAUCUUCCAACGCUUCAACGGCUUCAACGGCUCUUUCAACAACAUCUCCUUCUCCUUCUCCUGCAACUUCCACCUCAGGAACCACACUCACAACCAUUCCAUCAGCAGCCACCGCCUCAGCAGCCAUUGCCGCUUCAGCAGCUGCAACAUCCGCUGCACCGGGAGCAACGAAUGGGAUGACCUCGGGCACCCAAAUAGGGAUUGGUGUUGGCGUAGCAGUCGGCACUUUCUUUCUCAUCAUCCUCGCCGUUCUUUUCUGGCGCGUACAUUCUCUCCAAGGCCUCCUACGAAAAGACGGCUCUGGACCCAUCGAUUUCCGACAACGGGGAGUGGGCUACGAGCCUGCGCCGAAUUAUGAUGAAGCAUAUCCCAUGUCAAGGACCGAGAAAUCACCAGCGGCGAUCACCAGAGCUAUGGCGCCCGUGGAGGCGGACUCAGCGCGACAGAUCCAUGAGAUGCCAUCGCAUUGUGGGAAAUAGGAGUUGCCUUCGCAUGAUCUCAGAAAGGACUUCCUCGGGCAUCAAAGGAGGCCGGACUUGCCCUGAGAGGCGUAUGACGGCACCUAAAUCCAUAUCAG
Messenger RNA from Dissoconium aciculare CBS 342.82, 1444 nucleotides. RefSeq lists its product as uncharacterized. The record is from RefSeq and is a predicted model, not a curated record. Bases 258 to 1346 code for a protein of 362 amino acids. The transcript has 3 exons. NCBI's taxonomy places the organism in Eukaryota, Fungi, Ascomycota, Dothideomycetes, Mycosphaerellales, Dissoconiaceae.